UUGAGUUUGACAGUUCAAUUUAUAUUUUUUUGUUAGCAUAAACUAGAAACGUGUUGAAUUUUCGGGAUUUUCUUUAAAUUUAUCAAUAAAAUUAUUAAACUUUAAGUAAAUUAAUAAACAAAAAUAAAUUAUGAAACGUUUAAGUGAGGAAAGAGCUAAAAUUUUAUUUGAAAAGUUAUCCAAAUACAUUGGUACUAAUGUCAAACAAUUGAUAGAUCGUCCCGAUGGCACCUAUUGUUUCCGUGAACAUUUGGAUCGUGUUUAUUAUGUUUCCGAACGUAUACUCAAGUUAUCCGAGUGUUUUGGUCACAAAAAACUUGUCUGUGUUGGCACAUGUUUUGGUAAAUUUUCCAAAACGAACAAAUUGAAAUUCCACAUUACCGCUUUAUACUAUUUGGCUCCCUAUGCCCAAUACAAAGUGUGGGUAAAACAAUCUUUCGAACAACAGUAUCUAUAUGGCAAUCAUAUACCUAAAUCGGGUUUGGGACGUAUUACCGAAAAUGCUGGCCAAUAUCAAGGAGUUAUUGUUUACAACAUGAACGAUUUGCCUUUGGGUUUUGGUGUUUUGGCUAGAUCUACCACGGAAUGUAAAGCGGCUGAUCCUUUGACUACAGUGUGUUUCCAUCAAUCGGAUAUUGGUGAAUAUAUCAGAUCGGAAGAUACAUUGUUUUAGAGUGGAUUUUUUUCUUAAUUGCUAGUUUUAUAGUUUUUUUAAAGUAAACAACAACAAAUACUAAAGUAAGUUUAGAUGUUUUUUAAAUACAAAUUAUAAUGAAAAUAUAA
Molecule: messenger RNA, 783 nt
Organism: Lucilia cuprina (Australian sheep blowfly)
Lineage: Eukaryota; Metazoa; Arthropoda; Insecta; Diptera; Calliphoridae
Product: 60S ribosome subunit biogenesis protein NIP7 homolog
Exons: 2
Coding region: 131-673 (180 amino acids)
Biological process (GO): ribosomal large subunit biogenesis; ribosome assembly
Cellular component (GO): nucleus; nucleolus; preribosome, large subunit precursor
Molecular function (GO): RNA binding
Source: RefSeq, a predicted model, not a curated record